AUGGAGGCUCAUAGGCACAAAUUACAUUCUCGCUUGCGUUUAUGGGAAUUCCCUGAUCAGUACGUUAUCGAGCCGACUGAUGGUUCGGCCGCUCCAUGCUUGGAUAUUAGUCGUCUUGACGGCUCCAUGAAGCUCAUUGAUCAAGUCGCUGAAUGCAACUCUUUGCGUGUCCCUAAGAUCCGUUCCAUUUUCGGUGUCGUUGGGAUGCUGAAGCUCCUGGCAGGAUCAUACCUGGUGGUGGUGACAGAGAGCGAAUCUGUUGGCUCGUUUCUGGAGCAUCCUAUUUUCAGAAUUAAGUCCCUCAAGGUUCUUCCUUGUGAUCAUUCACUUAAAAACUCGCCUGAAGAACAGAAAAAGGUGGAGACUGACUUCUCUAGGCUGCUAAGUGUCGCGGAGAAUACAAAUGGGCUCUACUUCUCAUAUGAAAUUAACUUGACUCUCAGUGCACAGCGCUUGCAUGAUUUGGGAGAUGAGUCUAAGUCGCUUCCUCUGUGGAGACAGGCUGAGCCUAGAUUUCUUUGGAACAAUUAUAUGUUAGAAGUUCUUAUCGAUAAUAAGCUUGAUCCAUUCUUGCUUCCAGUAAUUCAAGGAAAUAUCCUUUAUUAUAUCACCAUUGGAAGAGAUAUCGUUGACAUUACUCUGAUUGCUAGGAGGUGCACCAGAAGAAAUGGUACACGCAUGUGGCGCAGAGGAGCUGACCCUGAUGGUUAUGUUGCUAAUUUUGUGGAGAGUGAGCAAAUUGUACACAUGAACGGAUACACAUCAUCAUUUGCUCAGAUUAGAGGAUCCAUGCCUUUUAUGUGGGAGCAAAUUGUAGAUCUGACCUACAAGCCCAAGUUUGAGAUUGUCCGACCUGAAGAAGCUGCGAGGAUAGCUGAGCGUCACUUUCUAGACCUCAGGAAAAAAUAUGGAUCAGUUUUGGCUGUUGAUCUUGUCAAUAAGCAUGGAGGUGAGGGGCGCUUAAGCGAGAGGUUUGCAGGUGCUAUGCAGCACAUCACUGGUGAUGAUGUAAGAUACCUGCACUUUGAUUUUCAUCACAUAUGUGGGCAUAUUCACUUUGAGCGCUUAUCAAUUCUGUAUGAGCAGAUGGAGGAUUUCCUUGAGAAAAACGGGUAUUAUUUCCCACACCUCGCAUUUAGUCUUGGGAGUUUUAUGGAAUUAACUAAACUAAUGUUGAUCGAUCACAGGUACUUUUUGUUGAACGAAAAGGGUGAGAAAAUGAAGGAGCAGUCUGGUAUCGUGCGCACUAACUGCAUAGAUUGCUUAGACCGCACAAAUGUCACGCAGGCUAGCCGCAAGAUGCUGGAACUUCAACUCAGAAGGAUUGGUGUUUUUGGCGCCGAAGAAGCCAUAAGCUCGCAUCUAAAUUUUGACGAGCGCUACAAAAUAUUAUGGGCUAAUCACGGUGAUGACAUUAGCAUUCAGUACUCCGGCACUCCUGCACUUAAAGGAGAUUUUGUCAGGUAUGGUCGAAGGACUGUUCAAGGGGUCCUUAACGAUGGCUGGAAUGCCCUCGCACGCUACUACCUGAACAACUUUGCUGAUGGAACUAAGCAGGAUGCGAUUGAUCUUGUGCAAGGACACUAUAUAGUUGCUGUUAACCGAGAUAUGGCUACUGUGCCUAGAAAAGGAGGUCUUGAGGCUGUAGCCAACUUUCCAGUGGCAUUGGCUGUGGUUCUGGUCUGUUUAUGGUUUGCAACAAUGUCUGUGAAACGAGCUGGGAGUGAUUACAGGCACUUGUUUUUCUCAUUGGUGUGGGCGGGCAUCAGUGUGGCUGUUGCGGCAUUCAUGAGGGCCAACGGCCGGAUCUUCUGCAACAGGCCUCGUCUGCACAAUCCCAGACCUUGAGAUAACCCAUAGCGUGCCUUUGUUUCCUCUCAUGGAUCAUUUAAUCAUUGAUUGAUUUCAGUUUUAGAGUGGCUUUUGCCGCCGACUAAAGUUUAAGCGAGAUUCUGUUUGGAUGUAAUAAAUUUGUACUUUGCGCCUCAACCAAAUAAAAACGGG
Eruca vesicaria subsp. sativa (arugula) is the source of this 2004-nucleotide messenger RNA. Lineage: Eukaryota; Viridiplantae; Streptophyta; Magnoliopsida; Brassicales; Brassicaceae. The record is from the annotation of a GenBank genome assembly.